This is a messenger RNA of Penicillium subrubescens, 1359 nucleotides long. RefSeq lists its product as uncharacterized. NCBI's taxonomy places the organism in Eukaryota, Fungi, Ascomycota, Eurotiomycetes, Eurotiales, Aspergillaceae. The coding region runs from base 1 to 1359 and encodes 452 amino acids. The record is from RefSeq and is a predicted model, not a curated record. Gene Ontology annotation, biological process: amino acid transmembrane transport. The transcript has 5 exons. Gene Ontology annotation, cellular component: vacuolar membrane. Gene Ontology annotation, molecular function: amino acid transmembrane transporter activity.
AUGACUCGGCAGGAAGUGACUUCGUCGCCUGAGCUCGGCGACUCGGAGCCGGGGUGGAAUGAAAAGUCGAUGGAAACUGAUGGCAAACCGCGUUAUCAAGAUGCAUUUGGGGACGAGUCGAAUGCUGAAGUGAAGUACAAGACAAUGGAAUGGUGGCAGGCUGGAAUGUUCAUGAUUGCAGAGUCCGUUUCCUUGGGUGUUCUGUCGUUGCCAGCAACCCUUGCACAGCUUGGUCUUGCACCGGCUCUUGUAUUAAUCAUCGGUCUCGGUCUCCUUGCUACAUACACUGGCUAUGUCAUUGGACAAUUCCAUCAGUCAUAUCCUCACAUUCAAAACCUGGCCGACGCGGGAGACGUACUUAUGGGAGCCUUUGGGCGAGAACUUUUCGGUAUCGGCCAGCUGCUCUUUUCCAUUUUCAUCAUGGGAAGCCACAUCUUGACAUUCAGUGUUAUGAUGAACACAAUCACUGAGCACGGCACUUGUACUAUGGUUUUCACGACUGUCGGAUUUGUUAUCUGCAUGGUGUGUUCGCUGCCUCGCACCAUGAAGAAUAUGACCUAUAUCUCCGGCGUCUCUUUUGUCAGCAUCUUCAGUGCCGUCAUGGUCACCAUGGUCGGCGUAGGCGUCCAGGCUAACGGAGUCUCAAGGAUCAAGGCCACCAUCGACACAGAUUUAUUUCACGCGUUUACCGCCGUGACUAACGUCGUCUUUGCCUAUUGUGCCCAUGUUGCAUUCUUUGGCCUUCUUGCUGAGAUGAAGAACCCGAGAGAUUUCCCAAAGGCACUUUACAUGCUGCAGACCUUCGAGAUCAUCUUCUAUACUGUGGCCGCCGUUGUGAUUUACUACUAUGCCGGCCAGUCUGUCGAGUCUCCGGCUCUGGGAUCCGCGGGGCCUCUCCUGAAGAAGGUGGCAUAUGGCCUUGCCAUACCGACAAUCGUUGGUGCUGGUGUUGUCAACGGUCAUGUCGGGCUGAAAUAUAUUUACGUCCGUCUUUUCCGCGGAACUGAUCGGAUGCACCGUCGUGAUCUGGUUUCUAUCGGUUCCUGGAUUGCCAUCGGCUUAACGUGCUGGGUCAUUGCUUGGAUUAUUGCAGAUGCUAUUCCGGUAUUUAGUGACUUGCUCAGCUUGAUCAGCUCUUUAUUCGCUAGCUGGUUCAGUUAUGGGCUUGGUGGCGUCUACUGGCUGCAUAUCAACUGGGGCAAGUGGUUCUCCUCCCCGAGAAAGAUCUGCCUUACAAUCAUCAAUAUACUGAUUGUCUUGAUUGGUGGGUGUAUGUGUGGUCUCGGUCUUUACGUCUCAGGAAAGGCGAUUCACGAUGAUGCCUCCAGCAACAGCUUCUCCUGUGCCAGUAACGCUUGA